AUGUAUGGGAUGUUGCUAGAAUCUAUCCAGCACUUUCUCCAGCUGGAGUACGGCGAAGAGAUUUGGAAAGAGAUAGUGGCUAAAGCGAACUGUAAACACGCGGUGUUCAACACCCACCAGAUAUACCCAGACGAUUUGGUGCUGCAGCUCGCCCGUGCGGGUUCCCAAGUAACCGGCGGUUCUCUGGAUAAAUUUUUGAAUUUCUUCGGCAAGUGCUUCAUCAGGUUCUUGACGAGAUUCGGCUACGACGUGACGAUCAAGGCGACCGGCAGAUUUUUCACCGAGUUUUUGGAAAGCGUCGACAACAUACACGCUCAGUUUUCCUUCACGUAUCCGCGGAUGAAGAGUCCAUCCAUGCACGUGACCCACGUGGACGAGUAUGGCUGCAUCCUGGUCUACAGGAGCAGCCGCAACGACUACGUGCAGUACUUGAUAGGGAUCUUGGAGCAGACGGCCAGGGACUUUUUCAUGCUGAAGCUCUCCUGUAAAAUCGUCGAAAAGAAAAACUCGACCAGCGACACGAGGUCCAUUUUCACCACCACCUUGAGGUUGGACUUCAACAACAAGCUGUACGUGCAAAAUGAGCGGUCGAAGGAGACCGCCGACCGUCUAGCCAAGCUCGGGACGUUCUCUUCCGAUCUUUUCGUGCAACUCUUCCCCUUCUGCAUCAUCCUGAACCGCGAGAUGGAGAUCGUGACCGCCGGCGACAACUACGGCAUCAUAUGGAACCACAACACCAAAUGCAUCAAGACUCCUGUCACCAAGUACUUCAGGCUGAGACGGCCCAAGGGUAUCGCGUUCACGUGGAAAAACAUCAAGACCCUGCAGAAGGUGCUGUUCGAGCUGGAGUGUAGCCGGGGCUAUCACGACUUCGGGCUGCUGCACCAGAGCUCCAAGAACGGCGAGGCUCACAAGAAGGACGCCGAAACCAAGCACUUUCUGCUGCUGAAGGGCCAAAUGAAGUACAUCGCAGACAUCGAACGCGUGGUGUUCCUCUGCAGCCCCAUCAUAAACGACAUCGACGAGCUGACCUCACACGCGUUAUUCCUCAACGACCUCAACUUUCACGGCCUCAGCAAGGAGAUGGUGCUGGCCGGCUGGCAGCACAACUCCAAGCUCCAAAUGACGUUCGACAAGGCCGAGCAAAAGGCCGAAGAGCUGGAGAAGAGCUACGUGCUACUGGACACGUGGAAAAAGCGCGGCGACGAUCUCCUCUAUUCCAUGAUUCCCAAGCCCAUCGCCGACCGCCUCAGGGGCGGCUCCUCUGCGUUGGACACUUGCGAAUCGUUCGAGAUGGUCAGCAUUUUGUUUUGUGAACUGGUCGGUUUGACUUCCGAGACGGUGCGGGAAACUAUGCAGGUGGUGACUACUAUGAACACCGUAUUCUCCAGAUUUGACGCUCUUAUGGACAAGCACGAUGUAUAUAAGGUCGAGACCGUGGGCCAGGUGUACAUGGCGGUGGGCGGGGCUCCGGAAAAGAACGAAAACCACGCGGAGAACGUGGCCGACGUCGCCAUCAACAUCCUGAAGUGCGUGAGGGAGAUAGGUGGUUCUGGUGAGCACCCGGUGGAGAUCAAAAUAGGAAUGCAUUCGGGGCCUACGGUAGCCGGCAUCGUUGGAAUCAAAGUACCCAGGUACUGCUUCUUCGGCGACACCGUUAACACGGCGUCCAGGAUGCAGUCGAGCAGUGUGCCCGGACGAAUCCAGAUCUCCGACCGUUCGAGAAAACUGCUGCCGGAGAACAAGUACAACGUCAAGACUAGAGGCAACAUCGCCGUCAAGGGGAAGGGCGACAUGCUCACCUAUUGGCUGCUGGAGUCGUAGGCGGUCGACAUAGAGGAAAGUGGGGCUUGUAGAAAAACACCUCCGUUACGGACGUACAUAAUUUAUUAAAACUAACAGUAGCAAGCGUC
Messenger RNA from Cylas formicarius (sweet potato weevil), 1913 nucleotides. RefSeq names its product soluble guanylate cyclase 89Da-like. Gene Ontology annotation, biological process: nitric oxide-cGMP-mediated signaling; cGMP biosynthetic process; response to oxygen levels. The coding region runs from base 1 to 1824 and encodes 607 amino acids. Lineage: Eukaryota; Metazoa; Arthropoda; Insecta; Coleoptera; Brentidae. The record is from RefSeq and is a predicted model, not a curated record. The transcript is spliced from 12 exons. Gene Ontology annotation, cellular component: guanylate cyclase complex, soluble. Gene Ontology annotation, molecular function: heme binding; guanylate cyclase activity; oxygen sensor activity.